CUCACAUGAACACAUCAACACAUGUUUAGUGAAACAAUCAUGGCGCCGUCCACGGACAGCAACGUGAAAGAAGACAACAGUCAGGUUACAUAUAAAAAGGAUAUAAAUACAAAAAGAAUUCUUAUUCUAAAAAACCAAAAACAUGCUAACGACAUAUUCGACGUCAUUGAAUAUUUGCAGUCCGAAAAUGUUAAAGAAAUCAUUUUCGCCACCGAUGCUUGCAGAAGGGUUUUCUGCCAGCUGUUCGACAGAGGAGAUCUUUACGUCGGCGAUUUGCCCGAAGAAGAGGGCCUCAUGAGUGGUGAUCGCAGCGCUGAAGAGAAGUACAGAAUAUUCAUGAGACACCGUUACAACAAUUGUGUGGAGCUUCUGCUGGAAAACAUAAGCCAUGAAGCUUACCAAGUGAAGGAAGCAUCCCUCUGUGCGUUGAUGAAGUUUGUUGCAGCGGAAGGCAAACACCCUCUCCAGAAUCUGGACUUGAAUGAGCACUACAGCUUUCCCAGGGAGCUCUUACGGACCCUAAUGGAGCGUCUUCUCUCGACGAAAGAAGACAUGUCUCUGCUCAUCUCCAGGUUUCAAGAGUUUUUGGAGAAGGACGACGUGCGCUUCUACGUCAUGAGUUCAGUACGAGUAAACAUUUCCAGAGUCAUGGACAGAAACAAAAAGGCUGUGAUUCCUGUAUAUCAAAACAAUGUGUUCGCACUCCUCUCAACCAUCAACGUACCCAGCCAUGGACCGAAAAUUCAAAACUUUCUUGUCAAACAAGCAUACAAACCCGAAGAAUGGAAAGCAGCCAAAGUACAGGAGCAUAAACGAGCUUUUGGGGAAAUGUGGCUGUUGUUUCUCAAGUACAAGUUACCUAGCAGCAUGUACAAGAAGAUCCUGGUGAUCCUUCAUGAGUCGAUAAUGCCACAGAUGAGUGAUCCCACACUUCUGAUCGACUUCCUGAGCGCUGCCUAUGACAUUGGAGGUGCGAUCAGUUUGUUGGCUCUGAAUGGCUUGUUUAUCCUCAUCCAUAAGCAUAAUCUGGAUUACCCAGAUUUUUAUAAGAAAUUGUACAGCCUGCUGGAUCCCUCCAUCUUCCAUGUCAAGUACAGAGCACGUUUCUUCCACCUGGUGAACAUCUUCCUCUCUUCAACUCAUCUGCCAGCCUAUCUUGUGGCAGCGUUUGUGAAGCGCUUCGCCCGCCUGUCUCUCACAGCGCCACCUACAGCUCUCCUCAUACUUCUGCCAUUCAUCUGUAAUCUCAUUCGCCGGCACCCCUCUUGUAGAGUUCUCAUCCACAGACCCAGUGCUGCAGAAGAGCCUUGUGAUGACCCAUAUGUGAUGGAAGAGAAAGAUCCGGUUCAGUGUCAUGCUCUGGAGAGCAGCCUAUGGGAGAUCAGAACUCUGCAGAAGCAUUACCACCCAGAUGUGGCCAAGGCUGCCUUGAAGAUCAACGAGCCACUGACUGAAGAGGAGGAAGAUAUCACUGAGCUUCUGGAGCUCUCUACAUUUGAGCUAAUGGAGCGAGAACUCAAAGCUGAAAGGAAAACGAUACCGCUAGAGUUUGACACAGCCACGGAGCUCCUGAAGAGCCCUAGAGAGGUGCUCGGAGCGCACUUCUCUCUAGAGUAACCACUCUUAUUUGCAAAUACUAUCUGUUCGAAGUGUAUUCUUUGUAUUAAAAAAGUUUGUGCAAUCCAUUCCCUGGGCUAAAGAAAUAAACAUUUCCAAAAAAUGA
This is a messenger RNA of Puntigrus tetrazona (Sumatra barb), 1723 nucleotides long. RefSeq names its product nucleolar complex associated 4 homolog (gene noc4l). Gene Ontology annotation, cellular component: Noc4p-Nop14p complex; nucleolus; small-subunit processome. The transcript has 15 exons. The coding region runs from base 22 to 1617 and encodes 531 amino acids. Gene Ontology annotation, biological process: ribosome biogenesis. The record is from RefSeq and is a predicted model, not a curated record. Lineage: Eukaryota; Metazoa; Chordata; Actinopteri; Cypriniformes; Cyprinidae.